Glarea lozoyensis ATCC 20868 is the source of this 1128-nucleotide messenger RNA. RefSeq lists its product as uncharacterized. Gene Ontology annotation, biological process: ceramide biosynthetic process. Bases 1 to 1128 code for a protein of 375 amino acids. The record is from RefSeq and is a predicted model, not a curated record. Gene Ontology annotation, cellular component: membrane. NCBI's taxonomy places the organism in Eukaryota, Fungi, Ascomycota, Leotiomycetes, Helotiales, Helotiaceae. The transcript has 3 exons. Gene Ontology annotation, molecular function: sphingolipid delta-4 desaturase activity.
AUGCCAGCCUCUACCUCUACGAUCACUACGUCUCGACCAGACAGCAAAGAUGAAGCUACGAAGCGUUUACGAACACCGCCAGUAAAGGAGACUGCCCCUCCUCUCGAGGUCAAAGAGAACGACUUCUUCUGGACAUAUACAGAGGAGCCCCAUCGUACACGUCGACAAGCUAUCAUUAAGGCACAUCCCGAGGUAACGAAACUCUGCGGGCCAGAACCUCUCACGAAAUACGUCGUAGCCCUCGUUGUCUCUAUCCAACUUCUAUGCGCAUAUCUCCUAGAAAACACACCGUUCCUAUCAUGGAAGUUCUUCCUAACUGCAUACGUGGUGGGUGCCACGGCAAACCAGAAUUUGUUCCUGGCUAUUCACGAGAUUUCACACAAUUUGGCCUUCAGGAGUCCGGCGAUGAACAGAGCCUUGGCCGUGUUUGCAAACCUGCCAAUUGGUAUCCCAUAUAGUGCUUCCUUCAGGCCAUACCACCUAACACACCACAAGUCUCUUGGCGUAGACGGUCUUGAUACCGACCUUCCUACAGCCCUGGAAGCUGUCUUCUUCGAUUCUCUCGCUGGAAAAGCCUUCUUCUGCACCUUUCAAAUACUCUUUUACGCUCUCCGGCCUAUGUUCAUCUACAAAGUCCCGUUCACCGAGAUCCACUUCAUCAAUAUUGCUAUCCAAGUUCUCUUCGACCUCUUCCUGGUUAAGACUUGUUCUAUGCACAGUCUCUACUACCUAAUUCUCUCGUCCUUCCUCGCCGGUUCUCUCCACCCCUGCGCCGGUCACUUUAUCGCUGAACACUACGUUUUCGACCCACCCGAGACCGCUAAGGACCCUCUCACCAAUACGCUCAUCCCCGAAACAUAUUCUUAUUAUGGCUCACUAAAUUUCUUUACCUACAACGUUGGUCUGCACAAUGAGCAUCAUGACUUCCCAGCGGUUCCAUGGACGAGGUUGAGGAAGUUGAAUGCCAUUGCACACGAAUUCUAUGAUGAUCUGCCCAGGCAUGAAAGUUGGAUUGGUGUCAUCUGGAGGUUCAUUUUGGAUGAUAAGGUGGGCAUGAGAUGUAGGGUCAAAAGGAAGGAGGGUGGAAGAAAAGUGGGUGGGUGGACUGAAGCUGAGGUGCAGUCUUGA